Aspergillus homomorphus CBS 101889 is the source of this 1578-nucleotide messenger RNA. Its product is annotated as threonine--tRNA ligase MST1. The transcript has a single exon. The record is from RefSeq and is a predicted model, not a curated record. Lineage: Eukaryota; Fungi; Ascomycota; Eurotiomycetes; Eurotiales; Aspergillaceae. Gene Ontology annotation, cellular component: cytoplasm. Gene Ontology annotation, biological process: threonyl-tRNA aminoacylation. Gene Ontology annotation, molecular function: threonine-tRNA ligase activity; ATP binding. Bases 1 to 1572 code for a protein of 523 amino acids.
AUGCGACAUUUAAAUCCCCUGCUACGGCAGGCAUCUCUGCCACGCACUAAACCAUUAUACAGGUCACCCAUUGUGCGCUGGUCAUCUGCGCGAGUCCAAUGGCUCUCUUCCACGUCGUUGCGGCCUUGUUCAUCAUGCUCUGAUCCCAACUCCGACCAGGCCCAAACCUCGGCCGACUAUCGCGCAUUGGGAACCUCCCAGGAUCUCUUCACCACUUCCAUCUACAGUCCCGGCUCGCCGCUUUUCCUCCCCAACGGUACCCAUAUUAUCAACAAACUUAUCACCUUCCUCCGCACACAGUACCUCCAGUACGGCUUCCGCGAAGUCCUCACGCCGACCAUCUACAAGCGUUCGCUCUGGGAAGUGUCGGGUCAUUGGCAGAAUUAUAAGGAUGAUAUGUACGAGGUCCGCGGUCGCGGAGCUACGGGGGACACGGACGGAGAGACGGGCGAGAACGAAUCCUACGGUUUGAAGCCGAUGAACUGUCCAGGUCACUGUCUGCUGUUCAAAUCGCAAACCCAUUCUUAUCGUGAACUCCCUAUUCGCUACGCCGACUUUAGUCCUCUUCAUCGGAACGAGGUCUCCGGAUCGCUCAGUGGCCUAACUCGCGUUCGUCGUUUCCACCAAGAUGACGGCCACAUCUUCUGCCGGCCACAGCAGAUCAAAGGAGAAAUUGCUUCUGCGCUGGGCUUUGUUGACUUGGUAAUGACGACUUUCGGGCUAGGACCAUAUCGGCUGGCGCUUUCUACAAGGCCAGAAAAGGAUUUCAUCGGGAGCUUGGAGCUGUGGGACAGCGCCGAAAGCCAGCUCCGCGAGGCGCUAAACGAUACCGGCAGGGAGUGGGCUGUGAACGAGGGUGAUGGAGCUUUCUAUGGGCCCAAGAUUGACAUCCAACUUCAAGAUCAGGCUGGAAAAUAUCACCAGCUAUCCACAAUUCAGCUUGACAUGAAUCUGCCGCAGCGGUUUGGGCUGGAGUACCAGGUCGCUGAAGGCGAGCCAGACUACAAUCCGCAUACCCCCGGCAGGGCGACACCAGUUAUGAUUCAUCGCGCGAACUUCGGAUCGUUAGAGCGGUUCUUAGCAUUGCUGAUUGAACAGUAUGCCGGUCGCUGGCCGUUCUGGUUGUCUCCGCGACAAGGAAUUAUCCUCACUGUCAAUCAGGACGAGGCUGUGGUUCAGCAGGCGCAUGAUGCAGCAGCCAAAAUCUCCGGCUUCCGACCCCUUCAGACGGAUCAGACGAGCGGAGCUCCUCAGCCUCUGUCUUUCACUGACUCGACCUUCCUCGUCGAUGUCGACACUAGCAGUCAGACCCUGAGUAAGAAGAUUCAACGAGCCAAGCAGAUGAAAUACAACCUUAUCUUCAUUCUGGGAUCAAAGGAUGUUGCGGCAUCCCGCAUUACGGUCGACAUCACCGGUCAGCUGCAGAGCAAGUCCGACCGGACCGCCGAGAGGCUGCAGGCUGCCGUGUCUCAAUGCUUUGGUGAGAAGGCGCUGCAGAACCCUCGGGCAAUUCCAUUGCCGGUGGAUGAUGUACAUGGCCUGCUGGUGCAACUGGAGCGACAGUUUGUUUAAUAGAGG